AUGGCAGAUGAUGGUUUACAUGAUAGAAUUAUGAUGUUUACUACACGUCAGAACCUAACCCACCUUACAGCAGCUGACAUCAUAUAUGGUGAUGGGACAUGUUAUACAUGUCCAGAUGUAUUUUUUCAACUCUAUACAUUCCAUGCUUUUGUUGACGGAGCUAUCUACCCACUGGUUUAUGCAUUACUACCCGGCAAAAGCCAAAUCAUCUACACAAGGUUCUUGACACUACUCAAAGAAGCAUGCCAACGCUUUGAUCUACAACUACAACCAAGUACUAUAUUCUUAGAUUAUGAAGUUGCAGUACGUAAUGCAGCUUAUCAAGUAUUUCCUGGUAUAACUGGCAAAGGUUGCUGCUUUCACUAUACACAGUCAGUGUAUAUGAGGAAAGGCUCAAGAUACUGGUCUUCAGACUCACUACAAGAACAACAACGACAUCACCAGAUUGGUUCGACGUGCAGCAGUUCUUCCACUUGUACUAUUACAACAUGUAGAGGACAUUUGGUUAAAUGCAUUAGAAGAAAUAGAUGA
Mytilus trossulus (common blue mussel) is the source of this 531-nucleotide messenger RNA. RefSeq lists its product as uncharacterized. The record is from RefSeq and is a predicted model, not a curated record. Bases 1 to 531 code for a protein of 176 amino acids. The transcript has a single exon. Lineage: Eukaryota; Metazoa; Mollusca; Bivalvia; Mytilida; Mytilidae.